Salvia hispanica is the source of this 1405-nucleotide messenger RNA. Its product is annotated as alcohol dehydrogenase class-3-like. Gene Ontology annotation, molecular function: S-(hydroxymethyl)glutathione dehydrogenase [NAD(P)+] activity; alcohol dehydrogenase (NAD+) activity; zinc ion binding. Gene Ontology annotation, biological process: formaldehyde catabolic process. Gene Ontology annotation, cellular component: cytosol. Lineage: Eukaryota; Viridiplantae; Streptophyta; Magnoliopsida; Lamiales; Lamiaceae. The record is from RefSeq and is a predicted model, not a curated record.
AAUUUAUAAAAAAAAUAUACAGCAUAAUUUCAUUGCUAUCUGCGCCUGUGAAUUUGUCAAUCUCAUUCUCCUCCAAUGGCUACUCUAGGUCAAGUCAUUACUUGCAAAGCGGCGGUGGCCUGGGAACCCAAUAAACCUCUGGUGAUCGAAGAGGUGCAGGUGGCGCCGCCGCAAGCCGGAGAAGUCAGGAUCAAAAUCCUCUUUACCGCUCUCUGUCACACAGAUGCCUACACCUGGAGCGGCAAGGAUCCUGAAGGUCUCUUCCCGUGCAUCCUUGGUCAUGAAGCUGCUGGGAUAGUUGAGAGUGUUGGUGAAGGCGUGACUGAAGUUCAAGUGGGCGAUCAUGUCAUUCCCUGUUAUCAGGCUGAGUGCAAGGAAUGCAAGUUUUGCAAAUCUGGUAAGACAAAUCUCUGUGGGAAAGUCAGGGUAGCUACUGGAGUUGGUGUUAUGCUGAAUGACCGCAAGAGCCGCUUUUCAAUCAAUGGAAAACCUAUCUAUCAUUUCAUGGGCACAUCAACGUUUAGUCAGUACACUGUUGUUCAUGAUGUUAGCGUUGCCAAGAUUGACCCUGUAGCACCAUUGGAGAAAGUGUGUCUGCUUGGUUGUGGUGUUCCAACAGGUCUUGGAGCUGUUUGGAAUACUGCAAAAGUCGAACAAGGUUCCAUAGUUGCUGUAUUUGGUCUUGGCACUGUUGGACUUGCUGUAGCAGAGGGUGCAAAAGCUGCUGGAGCUUCCCGUAUCAUAGGGAUCGAUAUUGACACGAAAAAGUUUGAUAGAGCAAAGGACUUUGGUGUGACCGAGUUCCUCAACCCAAAGGAUCACGAGAAACCAAUCCAGCAGGUCAUUGUGGAUCUAACAGAUGGUGGUGUUGACUAUAGUUUUGAAUGCAUUGGCAAUGUUGAUGUAAUGAGGGCUGCUUUAGAAUGCUGCCAUAAGGGUUGGGGAACAUCAGUUAUUGUGGGCGUUGCAGCUUCUGGUCAAGAGAUCUCCACACGUCCUUUUCAGCUGGUGACUGGCCGUGUCUGGAAGGGCACAGCAUUUGGUGGUUUCAAGAGUCGCUCACAAGUACCUUUGCUUGUCGACAAGUAUCUAAAGAAAGAAAUCAAGGUUGAUGAGUACAUCACCCACAAUUCUACACUGCCUGAGAUCAACAAAGCCUUCGAUAUGAUGCACGAAGGAAUGUGCCUUCGUGUUGUGCUUGACAUGUUUGUAUAAUGGUUCCACGUGCUGUAGUUAAAAAAUGGCGCCUGCCUUCAGUACGAGCUGUCGUUUAUUUGAGUGUCUCCUUUUAUUACUGUGGUUGAUGCUUUCUGUUUAUUACCACCCUACGCUUUCUAAGACACUGUUUUCACCAUCAACAACUGAAUGCUGGCAAUUAUGCAAUAAAGCUUUGAAUUUUCAUGCA